Messenger RNA from Arachis stenosperma, 861 nucleotides. RefSeq names its product glutathione S-transferase T3-like. The coding region runs from base 1 to 861 and encodes 286 amino acids. Lineage: Eukaryota; Viridiplantae; Streptophyta; Magnoliopsida; Fabales; Fabaceae. The record is from RefSeq and is a predicted model, not a curated record. The transcript is spliced from 2 exons.
AUGGAUCCAAACCAACUCAACUCUUUCUUCAAUUACUUACAAAACUUUUCUCAAAUUCCAAAUACCCAACAAUCUCAAACCUCAAACUCUCAAGUUCCAAAUCAAAACUUCACACUACCAAAUUCAUUUCAAAAUCCAAAUCCACAAAAUCUUUAUAAUUUCAAUUUUCAAGAUCCUUAUAAUAAUCAGUUUCCUAUAUUCCAACCACAAAAUCAAAAUUCACAAAUAACCCAUUUUCCAUUUUCAUCCAUAUUUAACCCCUCUAUCGGAAAUGCUACUCCAACUUCCUUACCGUUUCCAACUCAAUUCAGUGCAUCAAGACAUAACUCAUCUGGUGUUGGUGGCUCUUCUAACCCAUCAUCUCAGACUCUUAUACAAUCUAGUCCAAAUUCGCAAUAUUCAGAUUUUGCCAACUCUCGUGGAUUAGAUGUUAUCGACCUUAAUGAUGAUGAUAUUGAAGAUCGGAGGCAAGAUAGUAUUCAACACUGGCAUUGGAAAGAAGAUGAGAUGCUGAUCAGUGGAUGGUUAAAUGUUUCAACUGACCCUGUAGUUGGUACCGAUCAAAAGGGGGAAACAUUUUGGAGUCGAAUUCAUAGCUACUGUGUAGAAUUUUGCUUCGACAUGACAAGGGGGAGUUGGCUUAUAAAACUUUAUUCCACAGAUUAUGGUCAAAAGUUCACUUUUGAGAGGCAUUGGAACAUGCUUCGGUUGGAGCAAAAAUGGAGAAGCCAACUACCUACACAGAGUAGCGGCUCAAAGAGAACCAAGGUUAGUACAACUGGAGCAUACUCAUCCUCAUCAAACCCAGAAACACCGUUGGCUGACGAAUCCAGUGUGGACUCUCCCGUUCGCCCACAAUGA